Molecule: messenger RNA, 8473 nt
Organism: Lymnaea stagnalis (great pond snail)
Lineage: Eukaryota; Metazoa; Mollusca; Gastropoda; Lymnaeidae
Source: the annotation of a GenBank genome assembly
GCUUACUUAGAAACACCUGUAUAGUUUUUUUUUUAUAACAUAUCACAACAAUCUUAACUUUUAUGGAUCCUUUUCCAAGAAAAUUUUAGUUUAUAUUUGUUUUACGUUACCAAGGACUUGGGCAUAAAAGGCACUGUAUUCAAAAUGCUGACUACGUGAUACAUUCAAACCAUUUAUACUCUUUAAAGGUAAGGCACUUGUUAACUUAUUUAAGUAAAAUUCUUUUAUUUUAAUUUGAGGAAAUGUUAGAUACAGAUAUUUGGUUCAGUUUAUUUGGAAGUUAUUUGAGUGAGGCCAGUGAGGUUGAUUGAGGGAAAAAAUAUGUACCUGACUAUAGGGUAAAAAUAAGAGGCUAGGCAGGGAAAAAAUUGGUGGCUAGUUAUUAAACAUGUUUUUGGAUGUAAAUGGUUAUGUAGUGGCUGUCAGGGUAUAACUAAGUUUGGACUGGUUCCUGUGGCAGACUGGAGGUAAGUGGGUAUGUAUAGGUAGUCAUGGUAUAGAAUGGGUUAAGUUCAGACUUGUUUCAGUUGGAGUUUGGAGGUAAUUAGCUAUAUAGAGUUAGUCAUGGUAUAGCAACGAUUUGGUUGGGACUACUUUUUAGAUAUAGUUUGGAGGUAAGUGGUUAUCUUACAUCACUUACUCUCUCAGGUAUGCAGAUUGAGUUUUCUCAUACAAUGCGAGACCUUGGUGUCUAUUUAGACAUAACACUUACUAUGGAAAAUCAUAUUAACAUGCUUUUCCUAGAGUUGCGCAGGAUUAGUCACAUCAGACCUUUCUUAACGUUAGAUGCAUUAAAGAGGCUAAUGUCUGCAUUUGUGUUAUCCCGCAUGGACUACUGCAAUGCUCUCAUGGUGGGUCUCCCAGCUACGCUCCUGGAUAAAAUUCAAAGAGCACAGAAUAAUGCUGCUCGCAUUGUUCUUCGCAAACGCAAAUUCGACCAUGCUAAAACACUUCUGAGAGAGUUGCAUUGGCUGCCGGUCCACGCUCGCAUAGAGUACAAAAUUGCAACUUUGUGCUACCGCUGCUUACAUGAUCUGGCACGUCUUAUCUCAAAGCACUCAUGACGCCUUAUGUACCCACUAGAGAGCUCCGCUCAUCCGAUAGUGGCGAAGUAUCGAUACCGUGUGAUCGCCUUGAGACUUACGGAAAGCGCACUUUUGCAUUUACCGGCCUUACAAUUUGGAACGCACUUCCUGUCGCUCGCAGAAACAGCCAGACACUGGAGUCCUUUAAAACCGAUUUAAAAACACAUCUAUUUCGCAAACACCUUCUGGGGUGAUGCUAUCUAACAUCUUUUUCAGUUAAUGUAUAUUUGCUUGUGUUGUUUAUGGUUGAAACGGGAUGAAAGACUUUGACUGGGUAUGCUCGUAUGUAGUUUCAUAUUGUUGCGUCUGUUAUUAAAUGUGGUAAAUUUUAGAUUGCUUUUUAUUUUUCUUAUUUAAUAUUGUUCACUUUGUACCACGUUUCGAGCUUUUGGGGAUGAAGCGUGAUUUUCAAAUAAACUUUAUUAUUAUUAUUAUCUAGAGGGUAUCAUGGUAUAGCACGUCUAAAAUACCGCUAAUUCCUGGUUGAGUUUGGAGGUAAGUUAGUUUUUAGAGGUAGUCAGAAGACAGCUAAGCUAAAAAAAAAAGUGUUUGGAGGUAACUGGUGAUGUACUGGUAGUCAUUGAAUAGCAUGGCUAGCUUGGGACUCGUUCCUGAUGGAGAUUGGAGGUCACUAAGUAUGUUUGUCUAAUUUUAGAUUGACAUUCCUCGUGCCCUCCUGUUAUAUGAACAUGAAAUUCAAAAUGACCCUCACCAGAUUCGUGACAUUACACAAUCAAAACAAAAUAACCACUUUAAUUGCACUUCUUUUGUAUAAGUACUUUUGAUUGAAUAAUUAUAAGUUUGUUUGCCCUCCUGAAACGAAAUUGCAAACAUUAAAAAAAAAAAAAAUAGUGCAUUCCAUUACUUACGGGAACGUUUAAUAAGCCGCGAUCCAAGUCGAAUAGCAGCUCAUUGAAAAUUUCGUGGAAAUUCUCACAUCCGAUUAAAUUACUGGUACUAUUUGAUGUUUCAACUCGGUAGGUCAUAGAGUGUAAGAUUAAUAAAGCACUCGCGUCAAUGAGCUGAUUUACCAAAAGUAAUAACUGUAAAUUUUCGCGACGAUAUUUGCUAUUCCACUGUGUAAAACUCAGUUUUACAGUGUUGGUUCAACUGGAUUCCCGAUUAAAUAUAUUAGUGAAGUGUCCAACGCCAACACAGUGACAGCCAAAAUCUUAUCUCCCCCUCAUAAUAAAUUAUGCAAACUUUUCCGUCUCUGCUGUAUCAGGUACAACUUCAGAGAUCCAGUUAAAAUUCCUCAGAGUCCAUUAGCCAUCAAUGACAUCUGGUACUGAAUCUUUAAGGCUGAAUAAUUUGAACCAAGAAGAGGAAUAACGCUGGUAUUCAUGUUAGCCAAACUUGUGUAUUAAUCAGGUCAACGUUGACAAGUAUGCUUUUUUAAGACAUCGGAGUCUGUACGUUGGCAUAGCUUAAUUCACCAUCAAUUAUAUCUUCACAUUUAUCCCAGUGUUUAACCUUAUAGCUAUUUCAAAGAAAUGAACGGCUCUCCUGCGCCCGGAGCGUAAGAGAGGUUUGCUCAUUUCAAGACGACACGGGGUUAGUGUCAGUAUGGGGUAUUUAUGGACGGGUCGUAUCUGUGAUUGUGAGGCAGUCGUUUCCCUUUGGGGUAGCUAAUCAAUCUAGAAACCGACUGAAAGUGAUUUUUCUAGACCGAAAUUUUGAAAUUCGUUCGCGCAUACAUUCUGCAUACAUCGAAAAGUGAAGGGGGAAAGUAUCAAUAUUUACAUUCUUUUCAUAAAAAAUGAGAUCAUCGUGAAUAUUAAUAAAUAAAUAAACAUAUAAUGAAUACUUUGGCUUUUACCAUUUUAGUUACAAAUUUAUUUAAAUUUCUUGAAAAUUUUGUAAAGUAGUAUGGUACAAAAAAAAUUGGAACUGGAGGAGGGUAAUUCAUACAAAAUAGUCCCUUUUGCUAUAUAACAAAAUUACAAUCUAGAGAAUAUAACUACAAUAACUAUUGCGGCUGUAAGAGAGCCAAUUAUUACCUAAAAAACAAUAAUAAGGCUAUAGAAAUCUCACCACAAUGUUUCGCCGUUAUCGUCAUACUAAUGCUUUGUGUUUUCAUCGCCUAGUUCCGACAUAUUAAACUUUCCGAGCUGGUAAUGUAAUUGUUUCUCAAACGACAUCUGAAUUGGUCUACUAAAUCAUAAAAGUAAACAGGCCAUCAGUAAGCUCACUACAUAAUUAUUUUAAGAACUCGUGACGCAUGCACACACGUGUUAUUUCGUCAAUAGCAAUGUUUAUGAGCAUGAUUAUGAUCACUUUCAAGAAAACAAUGAAAUGAAAAAGCCUAAGUUUCCUUAAUAAAAAGUAAUAAAACAAAAAUAAAGAUGGAAAUAUUAUCAUUCUCAAGGAUUAUUCAGUAUUAUUUACCUUUGCCUAUGACAACAUUGAUGGGCGUGAUAAAGCUUAAUCAAAAUGAAUAUCCCAAAAUUCUAAUAAAAAUAAUGAUAUAAAUAUUAACAUUCCUUUAGUUUUUGUCCACAAAACUGUUUAUAUUUGCCUAGGCCAAUUUGAAAUUUAAUUUUUUGGAAACAAAAGACAAGUAGGGCAUCAUGCACCUGUGAAUAGUUUUCGCAGAGUAUUAGUCAUAUAACAUACGAUGACAGCAAGACGUCGAGCAAUAAUGAAUAUCGGAUCGCCGGCCUAAAGACAGACAUACAUACAAUCUGACUUCCGGUAGAUGACCAAAAAACCACAGUCACUUUCGACAAGUGGUCAAAUGGCAAUUUUCCGCGCCGAAACCGAAGCCGAAAUUCGAUCUGUCUCUUCUUUGGACCCCACAUGGUGCUAAGCUACCACCUGUGGCUCCAAGAAGCUGUAGCAUGCACAUCGGCCACACAAUGGAAAUCUGCUUUGACUAGCCUAACCAGGUGAGGGGUUAGUAGAACUACCUCAGGUCUUCGGUAAACAAGGGCUCGUCCCCCCGCAUCAUGUGGAGAAUGUAUCCAGAGGAUUGCACGAGGAACAACAGAAAAUUGAAGACAGCAACGCGAUGUGAACCACUCGGAGCGUGGCAAGACACUUAGAACGACUUGGUCAUUAGUGCACCCUUUCCCGUCCCCAGCCGUCUCAACCUAGUCUUACUGCUGGACUCAGAUGGCGUUGGGCGAGAGACUGACUUAAAUUUAAAUCAUAGCGCGUGUCGUCGUUUUAAACAUACUUACACUCUAGUUUGUUUUCUCCAUCAUCUACUAAGUCCUCUGACGAUGGGUCAGUGACAAAGCGGCAAAUGUGGAAACAUUGGCAGGUGUGGGUAAAUGACAGGUGUGGGUACUAUGGCAGGUGUUGAAACAAUAGCAGGUGUGGGUAGUAUGGCAGGGGAGGGGGAAAAGGCAGGUGUAGGUACAAUUGCAGGUCUGGUUGCAAUGGCUGGUGUGGGUACACUGGCAGGUGUGGGUAAAUGGCAGGUGUGGGUACACUGGCAGGUGUGGGUAUUGUGGCUGGGGGUACCAUGGCAAGUGAGGGUACCAUGGCAGGUAUGGGUACCAUGGCAGGUGGGGGUAAAUGGCAGGUGGAGAUACCAUGGCAGGUGUUGGUACCAUGGCAGGUGUGGGUAAGUGGCAGGUGUGGGUACCAUGGCAGGUGUGGGUAUUGUGGCUGGGUGGUACCAUAGCAGGUGGGGGUACCAUGGCAGGUGGGGGUAAAUGGCAGGUAGAGGUACCAUAGCAGGUGGGGGUACCAUGGCAGGUGUUGGUACCAUGGCAGGUGGGGCAUUUACCGUCCAUCUCCAUGGUAUCGAGGUGGGGGUACCAUGGCAGGUGUUGGUACCAUGGCAGGUGGGGGUAAAUGGCAGGUAGAGGUACCAUAGCAGCUGGGGGUACCAUGGCAGGUGUUGGUACCAUGGCAGAUGGGGGUAAAUGGAAGGUAGAGGUACCAUAGCAGGUGGGGGUACCAUGGCAGUUGUGGGUACCAUGGCAGGUAGAGUUACCAUAGCAGGUGGGGGUAACAUGGCAGGUGGAGGUAAAUGGCAAGUAGAUGUACCAUAGCAGGUGGGGGUACCAUGGCAGGUGUGGGUACCAUGGCAGGUGUGGGUACCAUGGCAGGUAGAGGUACCAUAGCAGGUGUUGGUACCAUGGCAGGUGGAGAUAAAUGGCAGGUGUGGGUACCAUGGUAAGUGUGGGUACCACGGCAGGUGGAGGUAAAUGGUAGAUGUAUGUACAUUGGAAGUCGUAGUCGCAAACCUGCACAUAGAUGGCUCUUGCUAUAGGGUUGUUCAUCACUGUAAUCGGGCAGUAAUGGAUGCCGAGCAGCCCUUUGAGCGGCUGAGCAGUUCUCAUUACGACCAACAUAAAGUAAAAAAAAAACAUAAUUCUUUGAAGGGUUAACAUCUUGGGAAGGUUCUACUGGUAACUACAUCAAAUUAAGUUCUGCUUAUUCUUAACUACACAUCACUGUGUAACAACUGUACAGUGUCCACUCCAUAAAAAAUUUGGGGUAAUAAGAUUAAAUUUAAAUGAGUGCUCAAAGUAAGGAAAAAUUGCUCCGAUAAGGGUCUAGGAGGUAUUGCGAUUUAGGGCUAGGGAAUUGGGUGUCAGCAAAGCAUGUUUUGGAGAAGAGUUGAGUUCCUAUUUGAUGUAUGAGAAGAUGUUGAUAUUUGGGAAGAGAGAAUUAAACAUUUUUUUAAAAAUUCACACACAAAAAAAAUAAUUUAAAAAUCCUAUUUUUAAUGAUGCAAUGAGAGAAUGGGGUAAUAUGUAAAUAUCUCAGAAUAUUGAAACCAAAAAAAAAAAUAUUAAUAUUUAAAAUGGCAGGACGAUUGUAACGCAUCACUUCAUCCUAUGUUUCAAUCGUAUAUUAUUCAAGUUAGUUAUGUAAAUAAUUUGUGAUUAACUUUUACAUAAAAUGCAUUUCAAAACUUUUUUAUUCAAGGUUUCGAUUUGCCAAAAAUGGGACAGUCUCAGGCCAAGUAUGCUGAAAAGGAAGACAAUUUUUCGGAUGGUCCAACCAAAAGUGGACGGACACCAGGAAGCAGCGAUUCAAAAAUGAAUUACCUGCUCAUAGGAAAAGCUGGAAACGGAAAAAGUUCUUCGGGAAAUGCCUUAGUAGGGGAAACUGUUUUCAGAUCUUUUAAUGCCUCAACUGCGGGCACUAAAUUUGUAUGGAGUUACAAAACCAAACGAUUAGGAAAAGACGUGUGUGUUGUUGACACACCUGGCAUUAGUGACACCGAGCAUCAAGAAGAUAUUAAAAACGCUAGAUUUGCAAGAAAAUAUAUGACGAAAGCAUUUAAUGUAUGCCAAGAAGGCUUUGAUGCAUUGCUGAUUGCUUUAAAUAUUACCAAUAGAUUCAGUUUGGAAGAACAGAGCGUGAUUAAGCUGCUAACCGACAUUUUCGGAGAGGUUAUGUUUGAUUACACAGUUCUAAUCUUUACUCGUGGAGACAAUUUUGAUAGUGAUCAUCAUUUGGCUGAUGCUGACAAGAGUCAAGCCUUUUUCAAGUCAUGGUGCAAACAACAAGUAGGUCUUCUUGGAGAAUUACUAAAGAAAUGUCAGUACAGGGCUGUGUUGUUUCAUAACACAGACACAUAUAAGUUACAUAGAGACGUGGAGUUACUUGCCUUAGAGAAUGAAGUUAAGAAAAUACCAACAAAAGGGUCUCGGUAUACAGAGAGAAUUUUUCAAAUGAAUGAACACAGGAGAAAUCAUAUGAUACUAAAUAAUUAUCUACCAGAACUUGAAAAAGAAAUUGAUGAAAAUCUUCUUUCCCUGAAGAAAGAAGUUCAGCUCAUUGAAUCAGGUGGAGCAACAAUUACAGACAAGGCUAAGGGAGCUUUGGAAGCUAUAGAUAAGCACGGCUCUAAGUAUCCUACUCUAGAUACUUUGAAGGCAGCUCUAGGAAAUUUACAACAUAAUUUUAAACUUCAAACAACGAAUCAAGCAAAGUUUCACCUCACUACUCAAAUUCAGGAAAUAAUUAAUUGAUGGCUUCGUUUUGCGUGAGCUAAGAUCUCUGAGUAAUAUCAUUGAAAAUUUAAGAAAGCCCGAAGAACACAAAGAGGAACUGAAAUUCAAAGCGAAUCAGCUUGCUCGGUACAUAGACGAAGAAGCUCUUGGAACGAAUAAACUCGAUGGCUGGAAAAAUAAAGUGAAAAUGCUUUUACUUGAAAUUGAUGAUUUAGAUACAAAGGGAUCUGGCACACUUACAGAACAUAAAUAACCCGAGGGAUUAUUGUUAGGUCGCAUGAUUCGCAAAACCCGACUGCAUGGUGUUUACAUUUUGCUAUAGCUAUUGUGAUCUUUUAUACUGUAGCAAAUGUGGGGGAUGUCAAAAUCCUACUUUAUUAGAAGACAUCUUUUUUUCCAAUAAAAACCCAGUUCAUAAAUAACCCGAGGGAUUAUUGUUAGGUCGCAUGAUUCGCAAAACCCGACUGCAUGGUGUUUACAUUUGGCUAUAGCUAUUGUGAUCUUUUAUACUGUAGCAAAUGUGGGGGAUGUCAAAAUCCUACUUUAUUAGAAGACAUCUUUUUUUCCCAAUAAAAACCCAGUUCAUUUAAAAACUUUUCGGCGGCAGGCAUGGGGUCCAAAAAGGAACAAGUUUAUUCUGAUAUUUUUUUGUUAAGGUAUUUAUUCAUGACUUGAUUGCAGGGGUUCUAAAAAUUUGUAUUUUUUAGUCUUUAAGUUAAACUGAGGCCUUAUUGUUUACACUUUAUGAUUAAUCAGGAAAAAUAUCAAAAACCAUUCUGUACCUGUAAAAUGUAUGCAUAUUUUUGAAACUCCGAAUAAAUUAAUUAUCCGAAAAGUUUUAAUGAAGUUAAAUACAUAAUUUAUAAAAGUGAGAUGACAAUAUUAUUUUAUGUGGAAGCUUAUCGACAUUAUGUUUUAGAUGUUUUGUAAUUUAUUUGCACUUUUGGCCAAGGACUAACUCAUAUUUAUUUUGUACCAAUUUUAAAAAAAUAUAUUCUUCUCUAAGAGUCAUAUAUCUACCUUGAUUUCUUUAAAUCUUUCUAACAUUGUUACUAGCCACCGAAACAAUGACAUACGAAACUAUGAUAUACGAUACUAUGAACAACGAUACCGACAUUUGAAUAGGAACAAACAAGUAUCUACAAAUGUGGUGGCUCUUGUUGGAUAGGUUUUUUUUCUAUGUUCAAGUCAGAUUAGUUUACUUCAAGGAUCUGGGAACAGUUUAAUCUAGUACCCAAGAGUAUAUUGUUUUGUUUACGCCGACAACACCUCAUCCGUUUGAAAGGGAGAACAUUUUUGAAAUUUAAAUUAGUUAUUUUUGAUGUCUUUAUAACAUUUAGAAAAAAAAAAUUGUACAUUUCAAAAGUUUAAGCUGUGUGUAUGUAUGUUUGUGUGUAUGUGUGUGUGUGUGGGGGGGGGGAAUAAAUCUAAAUCAGCCUCUUAACUAACAAUUCAAUGUAAGACAAU